Molecule: messenger RNA, 1821 nt
Organism: Prorocentrum cordatum
Lineage: Eukaryota; Dinophyceae; Prorocentrales; Prorocentraceae
Source: the annotation of a GenBank genome assembly
AUGUACGACCUCGCCCGGGAGGAGGUUGAUUCGUUGCGGCUCGUGCGCAUUUUCUGCGAUGUCAAGAAAGAGACGGGCAAGAUUGGCAAAGCACCUGUUUGGAAUUACAAAAAGUGCAGCGUUGUGCGGGCCGAGUACACCAGACAUGAUAUGCGCAACAAGGAUUACCCGUCGCCUCGCGCGGCCGCGGCUUUCCGCUCCUCCGACAUUGCCGCCAACCUCGAGCAGAACCUCGAGCAGCUCACCAUCGACCCGCCGAGCCACAUGGAGCAGGACAUGGGCACCCCGCUCCCGGAGCUGCGGCGAGCCGAGUGCCAGGAGGGCCAGCUCGCCUCCACGCAGGGCGCCGUCCGCAUCAACAGUGCGCGGGCACGCGGGCACCCUCGGUAUUGGCAUUCCGCGUGCGUGAACUCACCCCUGGGGACCGCGGACAACGUUGAGGGGCUGCGGGACCUGACGGCCGAGCAGCAGCAGGUCGGCGCCCCGUUUCUGGACACGUCUGCCCCCGCCGCUGCCCCGCCCGCUGCUCCGCCCGCUCCCGCAGACAGGGGAUCAGCGCCAGUUCCCCGGGCGGCGGCAGUGGCCGAGGACACCGCGGGUGAUCUGGAAAACCACGCGAGCCUGGCCGGCCUGCAGCAGCUGCGACACCUCGAGCGGUGGAGCGGGUCGCCACCGGAGGCCCUGGGCCGCCUGUACAAUUCCACCGAGGCCCUCCAGGACGUGCCAGGCUCCCUGAAGCUGGCCGUCGGGAAAGCGCGGGGGGCCUCCGCCCAGGCUGUGCUCAACGCCACCACCGACGAGACGAAGCUAGGUGCCUGGAAGUGUUUUCUCGCCUUCGACCGGAUGAUCUUCGGGGAGCUGUUCGAGGAGGGCAGGGUGUUGUCGCGCAGCGUGGCUGAGAGGGUUGCCGGCCGUCUCCGCUAUUUUUGGGAUGGCAGAUGGGAGGCCCUACUCUGGGACACAGCUGUGUCCACUAAAGCCGCAGCUGGAUCCAACACCAUGGGCACGACGGUGCGGGAGGUCCGCCGGCUACUGCUGAAGGGUGAGAUCUCCCGGGCUGCCUCUGCAGCGUGGGGGCCUGGCCGGUGGGCUGUAGCUGCGGAUGCGCUCCAGGCGUUCGGGCAGCAGCAGAAGCCGCCGACACGGGCCCAGGCUUACCUGACGAACAAGUGGACCAAGACAGUCCGAGGCGCUGGCGCGGAGGUGCAGGGCGACCGUUUUGAGCACUGGCAGCCGCUCGCGCACCUUGAGGCACUGGGCGCGGCCACAACGGCAAUGCCCUCGCUGCUCCUGGGGGGCGCCGUCCCGGCGGAGGCCCUAGACGUGGCACUGGCAGGCAAGCUGUCGGGCACAGCCAAGAAUCACGGCGGCACGGCCGAGUGCACCGUCCGCUACGACAGCAUCCGCAGGGCUGUCUCCGAGCUCCAGGUUGGGGUCGCUGUCCCGUGUGGGCUCGGGGCGCUGCACAAGAGCAUCUCCUCCGAUGCAGAGCAAUGCCCAGACUUGGCCUUCGUGUCGCUGGACCUCAGCGCGUUCACCCGCCUGCGUCGGAGGGCGGUGCUGCGCCGCGUGCGGGAGCGCUGCCCGGAUCUGGAGGGCCUGGUGGUGCAGUGGUACAGCCGCGCGACGGUGCACUCAGCUGCGGAGGCCGGCGAGGUGUCCCACCUGGUGGAGCAGCAAGAGGGCCUCGACCAAAGGUGCCCCAUCAGCCCGGCGCUUUUUAGCAUCGCCCUGGCCCCGGAGCUCUACGCUUUGCGGGACUUCCUGCGCACCCUGGACCUCGCUGCAAGGCGUGGGCUUACCUGGGCGACGCCUACCUGA